Messenger RNA from Chara braunii, 601 nucleotides. The record is from the annotation of a GenBank genome assembly. NCBI's taxonomy places the organism in Eukaryota, Viridiplantae, Streptophyta, Charophyceae, Charales, Characeae.
AGCAUUGGGGGGAAGGAGGUGACCGGGGUGUAGGUAGGAUGGGUGGAGAUGAUUGUAGAUGAAGUGAGGGUUGGUUUGGUUUGAAGGGGGAUGUUGGAUGAUUGUGUGAUGGCGGGGGUUGAGGGCUUGGGUAGGAGGGGAGCAGGAGUAACAACGGUGGCGGAAGUGGUGGAUGAUGACGGGUGUGCGAGGGAUGUGCUGGUUGGAGAGGUACAUGUAGAAGGUGUCAGUGUGGAGGUUGAAGCGGAGGCCUGUUCAGAGGAGGAGGUGGGUUGUGGGGUAGAGGACGAGGUGGUUUGUGGUGCGGAGGAGGGUGGUGCAGUCGUGGUGACGACCGUGAUGGCAAGGGAGUUUCCCUUAAUUGUGGCUACGCGGUCGGAGAUGGUCGACAUGGUGGUGUUCAUGUUGGCGAUGGACGAUUGGAGGGAGGCAAGUGCUUGGAGGAUGGUCGUAAGAUCGGGGAAGGCGAUGGUCGUGGCUGGUUGGUCGCUGGUGAGGUCAGGAUUAAAUGCAAUUUAAAUUGUUAAUAUUUAAUGAAUGGGUUUAAUUAACUUUAAUAUCAAUGUAAUUUAAGGGAUUUUAAUAAAUUUGAAACGAAUUU